This is a messenger RNA of Corylus avellana, 657 nucleotides long. The record is from RefSeq and is a predicted model, not a curated record. Lineage: Eukaryota; Viridiplantae; Streptophyta; Magnoliopsida; Fagales; Betulaceae.
AUGGGCUCCAAGCUGCGGACUUGGAGGCACGAUCUUAAAAAAAUUUGUGCCAUUACCGAGGAAGAUACUCCAGACACUAUUCGGGCAAGACUGGGGGGACAGACGCUAGGCGAGUACAAUGCCAUCGACUUGGAUAUAUUAUUGGAGAGAUGGUGUACCCAGGAGAAUAGGGAGUAUACGGCGAAAAUGAAGAGAUUGCGAGCAUUAAAUGAUUCACCACAUUGCACCGGAUCAAAGAGUUAUGCCAGGUUGACACAUGAGGAGGCCGAACGUUUGGGCCAUCAACCUACUCGUGCACAAAAUUAUGUCCGUUCACACACGAAGAAGAACGGUUCAUAUUCGAAUGAUAUUGUGAAGGAGAGAUGUGAACGGAUGAAGGAGCUUAUACCUACCGACCUUGCAGCAUCGUCUAGCAUCACAAAGGGAACGAUCAAGUGGGCGCCAAACGACGCAUUUGCCCAAGCAAUUGGAAAUAAGCCUGAGUAUGCCGGUAGGUUCGGAUGGCUGGACCAAAUAUUCUGCCUGUGCAAGGGACCAUACGCUCAUACUAUACACAGUCACAGGCACGGUCAGAAAACGCCAAGCACUCCACGAUAUCACAAGACACACUUGAUAGAGCGCUUGAGGCGGAGAGGGCGAAGCACAAGGAAGAGAUAG